GUUGGUGUGCCUACACAAUAAACCCACCUGCUUUUCCCAAACAUGCAAUAGAUAUUUCACCAUGCGUUUCCGAACUAAACUCACCAAUGCGGAGACUUUCUCCAGUACGUUUAUUGCCUCUUGUCGCGUGCUGCUCCAUCUACCGCGUUUUGGCGUUCCGGGUGGUAGCCUUCCUUGAAGCUCUGAAGGCCUAGACCAACCAAACCACCAGGUCACUGUUCGCAAUGACCGAGUCCACAUAACUAACACCACGUACCAACUCCAACAGAGCUAACCGCCUCCCUCUCAUCGCUGGGCAAGACCUGCUGGAUGCGCCUCGAGCCAGGCAACAUCCGCUUCACCAUUAUCCCCGACCAAGGCACCCAAGUAUGGGCACAAUUACCAAUUGACGCCAUCUUCGACGAAUCAAGCUACAUCCUCGAAUCCAACUCAGGCGGAAUCAUCAACCUAGAAGUGCCGAUCGGCGCCCUGCACCGGGCGCUCCGCUCCGCCGUCGACGCCAAAUCCGCCCAACUCCGCCUCACCCAGAAGGGCCGCAUCCCGCUCCUGGCACUGACCAUCCGCACGCUAUCCUGGGCGCCCGGGUCCAACGCACUGGGCAUCAUCACCACCGCACCUGGAACCGGAACCGGAACUGGUCCGGGCAGCGGUAGUAGUAGCAGCAGCAAUGACCCUCCGACUAUCACCAACGGGCCGGCCCAUGCGCCCCCGCCGUCAUCAUCCACGACAGACACCCCCAACGGGCCCUCCCGCCCCGGCCGCGAACGCGAAACCGUGAUCACGCAAGAAAUCCCCGUGAAGGUCUUCCACGAGUCCGCCGUCGAGGGCCUCCACGAACCCCGCUGCCGCGACCCAGACGUGCACAUCAUCCUCCCGAGCCUCGGCCAACUGAAGAGCAUCUCCGAGCGGUUCACCAAGCUCGCCUCCCCGGGCCAUGGGUUUGCGUCCGCGGCGGAUGCCGCCACGAAACCCACCGCGACGGGCGCGUCGGCCGCCGCCCCGAAACUCGAGCUGUCCGCCAACAUGCACGGCGCCCUCCGGCUGGCGAUCGCCACGGACGCCCUGCGCAUCUCGAGCGUGUGGACCGACCUCGUCAACCCCUCGCUGGACCCGGGCCAGCUGUCCCAGGGUGAGAUCGAGCGGUUGCCGAGUGAGCGGAUGCGCGCGGUGCCCGGGGAUGACGAGGCCGGGUGGGCGCGUGUGCGGAUCGAUGGGCGCGACUGGGGGAAAGUGUUGAGUGUGGGGAGGUUGAGUCCAAGGGUGGUUGCUUCUUUCGUUCACGAGACGGCCUUGAUUCUCUACGUCUACCUUCCUGGGACAUUCAAUGAAGAGGACUCGUGUCUGACGUACUACAUCAAUUCAUAUGCGGCUUGAUUUUCCCAUUAUCCGGGCACGCACGGAUCUAUCUAUCUCACGACAUUGUUGCUUCACGAAUCUCCUAAAAUCUUAAUAUCACUCCCUAGUUAUACCUGCUCUGUACUAUAAAGCCUACCCUUGUUCCCUACGCAUAUAGAUCGGUCGAUUAGAGUGCACAAUUUCCAAAU
Molecule: messenger RNA, 1544 nt
Organism: Aspergillus fijiensis CBS 313.89
Lineage: Eukaryota; Fungi; Ascomycota; Eurotiomycetes; Eurotiales; Aspergillaceae
Product: checkpoint protein HUS1 family protein
Exons: 4
Coding region: 310-1374 (354 amino acids)
Biological process (GO): mitotic intra-S DNA damage checkpoint signaling; double-strand break repair via homologous recombination; telomere maintenance
Cellular component (GO): nucleolus; checkpoint clamp complex; site of double-strand break
Source: RefSeq, a predicted model, not a curated record